Molecule: messenger RNA, 3018 nt
Organism: Chaetomium globosum CBS 148.51
Lineage: Eukaryota; Fungi; Ascomycota; Sordariomycetes; Sordariales; Chaetomiaceae
Exons: 3
Coding region: 1-3018 (1005 amino acids)
Biological process (GO): glutathione catabolic process; proteolysis
Molecular function (GO): protein binding; peptidase activity
Source: RefSeq, a predicted model, not a curated record
AUGGCGCACGCUGCCCCUGAUCUCGCGUCAUGUCUCGGUUCCGGUGAGAAGUCGCGCAAAGAGGGAGAUUUCGGAGCACCAGUCGAGCCCGAGGUACAAAACCAAGACCCUCCCAACCACGCACGUCUUAUCCCGCGAAAUUUUGUUUGGCGUCUUGCUGGUCGGCCUACCAGCUCAACGAGCUCAGCAGACGACGUCGUGGACGGCGACAUGGCGGUGGGUGUGCCUGUCCUCCGGGAGCGGUUCGAUCCAUGGCGCCACGACCCGCUGGAAGAAGAGCUUGAUGGGCAGGAGGAACGCUGUAAAGGAUGCAGCAAGAUCCCCAAAGCCAGGGCCGCGGCUGCUGUGCAGCCACCCCACGAUCUCCCGCCUGAAACGACACCGACAAUGCCGAGCCUGCAGGGCCGCGAGCUCGACGAUGGCUGCCCCGACACCGCUCCCGACCAACUUCAGGAACUCCGCCACGACGGGUCCGUUCUAGCCAUAGCCGUCUCUGAUAAAUACAUUUUCGCGGGCACUACCAAAGGCGAGAUCACCAUUUGGUCGCUCGGCACCUACCAGCUUGUCCAGACCCUCCAAGCCCACAAACGAAGCGUCCUGUGUUUGCUCCUCUCCGAAGACAACAAGUACCUGUUCUCGAGCGCCUGCGAACCCAUCAUUGGCGUCUGGUGCCCCAAAACUUUUACUCGACUUUACGAGAUCUACAGCACAUAUGACGUCGGCGAUGUCUUCAGCGUUGCCUAUUCGCCCCAGCGUGAGACACUCUAUCUCGGGACACAGACGCAGGACAUACAAUGGGUCAAUUUAACCGACCAGUCGAGGAAAGUGCCCCACGACUCUGCAAAUCACCCAGACAAGCGCCAACACCGGUUUUUCGACUCGCGCGCUGUCGGAGGGACGUCUACACCUCGGCGGAUGGAGGAGCACUACACGCUCAUACCGAAGGCAACAACGGUGCUGGAGAUCGACUCUGGGGCGAUUCGGCAAUACGCACACUACGGCUGGAUAUUCUGCAUGCUGAUAGCCAAGGGGCCUACCGUACUUGGUGACCCCGAUGAGGAGGUGCUGGUUACCGGUGGUGGAGACGGCACAAUCAAGUUGUGGAGGCUGUCCGACGAGGGUCCCGACCACGACGAUGGCGUGCUGGGGGAUAUCGAGGAACUGAUGACUUUGGGCGACGAUGAUAGCGAGUCGGUUAUGUCCAUGGCCGUGGACGGGUCUUUCCUCUACGCCGGCAAGCUGCAAGGCAUCAUUGAGCUGUGGGACCUCGACACGAAGCAGAAGCUGCGGGUCAUCAAGGCCCACAAUGGGAAUGUCAACACUCUUAGGAUGAGUUUCGGCCUCUUGUGGAGUGGGGCCACAGGAGGGUCAGCUUCGAAACACAGCACUGUACACUACGGCAGGGACAAGAACGGCCUGUCCCAAAAUAUCAGCCAGAAGUACCAAUGCCUCAACCGGUGGAAAGCCCACGACGGCAAGAUCUUGUCUUCGGCUGUUGCAACCCAUCAGAACGACCAGCUGUUCAUCACCGGAGCCAACGACAACACGGUCCGCGUCUGGCGCGUUAAUGGCAUGCCGACACAGACCGAAGAGGAAAUCGACGGAUCCGAAAACAUGAUGAUCACAUCUCUCCGCGAGUUUGUCUCGUACAAGACCAUCUCGUCGCGUCCCGAGUUCACCGAGGAUUGUCGCAAGGGGGCAACCUAUCUUGGCUCCCUCUUCAAGAGACUAGGCGCCGAGGUAGAGAUGCUAAGCACCGGCGGGUUGCAUAACCCUAUCGUCUUCGCCAAGUUCAACGGUAAACUGGAGCCAUCGGAGAAACGAAAGCGGAUUCUGUUCUACGGUCACUAUGACGUCGUCCCGGCGGACAUGAAGGGAGAUAACUGGCAGACGGAUCCCUUCAAACUGGAGGGCCGUGACGGGUACCUUUACGGCCGCGGCGUCAGCGAUAACAAGGGGCCCAUCAUCGCCGCCAUCUACGCGGUCUCGGAUCUCCUUCAAGCCAAGGUUCUCGACUCAGACAUCAUUUUUGUUAUCGAAGGCGAAGAAGAGUCCGGCUCGCGCGGUUUUCAAGACACGAUCCAGGCGCACAAAGACCUGAUCGGCAACAUCGACUACGUGCUCCUGGCCAACAGCUACUGGCUCGACGAUGAAGUGCCCUGUCUCACCUACGGCCUGCGCGGCGUUCUCCAUGCAACGAUCUGCGUGGACUCCAAGCACCCAGACCUCCACUCGGGCGUCGACGGCAGCAACCUCCUCUCUGAGCCGCUAACCGACCUCACCCUUCUCCUCAGCAAACUGAAAGACUCAAAGAACCACGUCAAAAUCCCCGGCUUCUACGACGGCAUCCUCCCACUAACCGACGAGGAAGACCAACGGUACGACGACAUAGCGGGCAUUCUCAUCCGCCGCAACCCGUCGCACGGACCGAUCGAGGCGCUCAAGCGCAGUCUGAUGGCGCGCUGGCGCGAGCCCAACCUGACCAUCCACCGGUACAACGUGUCGGGCCCCGAUGGCAGCUUGAUCAGUAGCCACGCCACUGCCAACGUCAGCGUGCGCCUGGUGCCGGGUCAGGAGGUCGAGGACGUCAUCACGUCCCUGCGUGGUUACCUGCACGACCAGUACGCUACCUUCGACAGUGACAACACCCUGACCAUCCGUAUCGAUAACAAGGCCGAGCCGUGGCUCGGCGUGCCGGGGAACUACAUCUUCCGCACGCUCGAGGAGGCCGUCAUGCGUGCUUGGGGCGGUGUUUCCAGUGCUGAGGGGGCCGCCGUGGCGCUGCCGCCGAAUGCGACGGAUGGCGAGGACAAGCCCAAGGCCCGGAAGCCUCUGUAUAUCCGCGAGGGGGGGUCCAUUCCGCCGAUUCGGUACCUAGAGAAGGAGUUCAAUGCGCCAGCGGCGCAUCUCCCGUGCGGGCAGGCGACCGAUGCUGCGCAUUUGGAUAAUGAGCGGUUGAGGGUUAUGAAUCUGAUGAAGAGCAGGGAGAUUUUUAGUACGGUGUUUAGGAAGCUGUGA